UUACGAAGAUUACUCAAGCGGAAAAUUAUAAAUGAAAGUUAAGUAGAUACUUUAAAAAUUAAAAGGUUUCUUUAAAUUUACUAUUUUAUGAUGAUAUUCUUUACCACCAAGAUCUAUGAGUGCCAUGAUUAGUUUACGUAUUUGCUAACUGAUAUUACUUAAUUUGUAUUUUUUUUAAACAUAUCUUUUUAUUACAGAUAUAAUAGCAUUAAAUUACAUUUUACAGUUAUCGAUUGGGUUGCAGAAAUGGAGAUUAUUUUAAGGCAGCAACGUAAUCGGAUUCCAGAUCGUUAAGAAGCGGACGAAUUUUAUGGUCGCCGUAGUUUUCCUUGCCAUGCUCGCGUGCUUCGUAGCCGCGGAUAAGUACACAACGAAAUACGACAACAUCGAUGUGGACCAGAUCCUGAAGAGUGAUCGUCUUCUCAACAACUACGUAAACUGUCUUUUGGAUGUUGGCAAUUGCACGCCCGAUGGACACGAGCUCAAGAAAUCUCUCCCUGAUGCAUUGGCAAACGGUUGUAACAAGUGUAGCGAGAAACAGAAGGCCGGUAGCGAGAAGGUCAUUCGGUAUCUUGUCAACCAGCGACCGAAACUUUGGGAAAAAUUGUCUGCGAAAUACGAUCCGACCGGAGAAUAUAAAGAGAAAUUCCAGAACGAGGCGGAGAAGCAUGGGAUCGUGCUGUAAACUUGAUCGGAGUUAUUACGAAAUCAUGAAGUGACCAUUAAAACAGGAGGUUUAUGCUGUUUUCCAUA
This is a messenger RNA of Vespula pensylvanica (western yellowjacket), 753 nucleotides long. RefSeq names its product ejaculatory bulb-specific protein 3 (gene EbpIII). The transcript is spliced from 4 exons. The coding region runs from base 311 to 685 and encodes 124 amino acids. NCBI's taxonomy places the organism in Eukaryota, Metazoa, Arthropoda, Insecta, Hymenoptera, Vespidae. The record is from RefSeq and is a predicted model, not a curated record.